UCGCGGCUUCCGGAUUAUCGCGGCUAGUUUUGCGAGACCCGAGGAUUGGGACACAGUGCAUACCGUGCCUUAAUACAGUGACCAGUGUAUGCCUUGAACGCGACAAAAAGAAUGGACAUCCUGCUGCGAGACAUGAACGCGCCGUGGCGAUGACAAGCCUGAUCUUGGAGAACGCUGACUUGAACCGACUCUUUCCGAAAUGCCGGCCUAGGGGCGGCCCACCCCCGGGGGCCUCCACGCAGAGCAGCCAGCAGCAGCCGCAUGACAGCCCCUGCCAGACGGAGGCCGCCGCUAUCACCACCGCCACCGCCGCGACCACCGCAACAGCCGUCGUCACCAUCGCCUCCACGUCGACGAGCAUCUCCGCGAUAUCGGACGACAUGAUUGACCUCGAGCGCGACAUCCCCGACAGGUAUAGGAAACGAGCGAAUGGCAGAAAAAAAUCAGGUUCGCUGUCCCGUAGGACGGCGAGCGUGGUGCCCGGUUUCACGGUCGAGGGCCAGCUGCCGCACGCCACGAAGCCGCUUUCGUCGAGCUCGUCCUCGGCGUCGGGACGCAGCGAGGACGCGCCACAAUAUGGGAGUCUGCCCGGUAGCGAUCAUCAAGGACAAUCGCAACAGGAUGACAGCGGACCGGAGGAGAGUCCCGUGUACAUCCUCACCUCGGCGAAGGGAGGCCCCAGCUAUAAACUCCGAGAUUCGAGAAUUAUAGAAAUUGCUGGUGGUCGAGAAGUAUUCUCACAAAGCCGAGGAAAGGUAGCAGCUAGAAAAUCAAGAUUUCUGGCUGCGUCAAAUUCUAUAAAUAACGAGGACAUUCAAACCGAUAAUAAGCUGUCUGUUAAGAAGAAUAACAAAUCUCCUAGCACACAGACCAUAUGGGAAUUACGAAGCCGAUGCGGUGAAAGCAGAAAGCAACGUGCAAAUCGAGAAGUGACAGAGACUGUAUUUGCCUCUGAGGUACACUCAGUGCGACGCAACCCCACAAAAUCCAUUCUGGAUUACGACUCACCUAAGAGCAACCGUAGCAAUCGUAUAAUUAAUUACGAUUCGAUUUUGAAUAGCAAUAAUGUAGAAUAUACCAUACCAAAAAGUAUUACCGAUCUGGACUAUGGAUUACCAAAGAGUUGCAUAGAUUAUCAAUCAAAUCACAACACACCUGCGAGAAGUAUGGCAAUAGUCAGUGAUGGUGAAGUUGUGGUUUUCGACGAUAUUGAUGACAACUGGCAAGGGUUGCGAUUAGAUUUGGCGUCGAGCAAUACGAACCAAAUUACGGCAGCGAGUGUGGACUUGGAGACGGACGAUUCUCAAAGAGGUCGUAUUGCACCGGAACCACCGAGUUCCAGUGUUGGGAGUACUCCUAGUCCUACGACAGCAUAUCACCGCAAUACUUCAGAAUUUUUCAAAGUUGUUACACCAGCGAGCGAUUGCGAGGCAGAUUCCCCGUCUCCGGAACGUAAUCAUAAAGUUGCGAGGGUUAUUGGUGAAUUACCAAUUGCUCAAUAUUCUGGCAGCCCGAGGCGUUAUGGAGUUCGCGAAAAUACACAGCUUCCUAGCUUAUUAUCGUCGCCUUCAAUGUAUAUGACACCAAGGCCUGGUUUUCCGCAGAGAGUAUUACCAACAACACCAAAUCAUAAUGAGAAGGAAGAUACUUCUGGAGAAAUCAUUAUAGACAAGACUGUGAUAGAAAAUACUAGUAUCGAAGAUCAGCCUAUCGAUCCUUCAACUCCAUCACCAAAAGCGGAAGAGGAAGAGGAUGAUUCUUUAAAGCCAUCGACUUUGCCUGCUGAUAAUAUAAGCAGUCUCGUCACGCCAGGAGGUAGUACCUUCGACUAUCUGUACGAAUUUUCAGAAACGCGGAAAGUAUUGGAAGAAUUCUUUAAAUGCCCGGCGCCGACGAAAGAAAAGGAGAACAAUAUAGAAUCCUUUCCUUUCCAAGAUCUUGAUUAUGAAUUACGAAGACAAGGAGGAAGUGCAUAUGUUGGUCAGCGAUUAGCUAGUGGUCCACCAGUAACGGAGGAGGUUAUGGUACACGAAUCUCCUAAGAAGCAACGGGCGGAAUUUCCCCAAAAUACAGGUGAACACGAAAACAAUUUUCUAGACCUCUCGGUAGGUACAGGUAGCAGUGAAGAUCUCGGAGAGACCGAGGUCGGUUUACAAGUAGGACAUUCACGUAAUUUCACGCUGAGCCCCGAGACAACUGACUGCGACAGCAAUUGCGGAGACUUAGACAGCGAAGUGUCUCUCAUGAUGAUGGAUAACGAAUUGAUGCCAGCAAGUGGCCUUCUCGGAUCGGUCGGCGAUUUGGGGAAUAAUUCGGAUUCCCUGAGAAUAUACACUAGUAUGCCGGUAUUGGAAGACGGUCUGUCUAGCGGUCAUGCAAGCGACACCGAUAACAAUAAUCCUACUGUGAUGCUAAUGAAACGGCAGAUAAACGAAAUAGAAAAAGAGAUUAUACAGAGAACUCGUAAUGACAUGUUAGGCACAAACGAGAACGAAUCCGGGAAAGACAUUGGUCUCAAUGUAACAAAGGAUAUUUUACACACAUUGAAGACUACAUCGUCCCCCGAUCUAUUUACCGCAAAGAAGGAGAAUUCGUACGAUACGAACGAAUUGCAGCUCGACGGAUUGGAUCCACUGGGUACGCCGCCGCCACCGGCGCCUCAGGGACGGCAAAGUGUAACCUUGGAGGUAAACUGCGGUGAGGUAGAAGCAGCCAUCAAAGACAUCAGGAUGGCACUGCAAAGGACUAAAACUCUCCCUGUGAAAUCUCCGUCCGAAGAUCCACCGGAACCGAGCGUCAGUCCGAUAUGGAUACCAAGUAUAAUGGACGGCAGGCGAAGAAUCUGCAUGGAAAACAAUAGUGAAGAAUCUGAUGCGCGUCGCAUAGGCGACGAAGCCGAUGUGGAGAUCGAGGAGUGUCCGGACGAGGAGGAGGCAGAUACCGAUCUUGAAACAGAUCGAUUACUUGGACAACAGAGGACGGAUGAUCAAGGAUUUUAUGAUGACAAGGGGUGGAGGAAGCCUAAAACUAGGACAAUGUUACCGCCAAUGAAUGCGAAAGUCGCUACACCAAAGCAAACCCCUCCCAAAACCUUAAGUGUCGCCCCAAUAGAAACGCUAGCGCCUUCCGAGCCCGUACCCUCGACGUCUACCUCGAUCUCCCCACCUCCCGUAGUAUCCGUUAUACAAUCGUCGUCUUCUAACGAGUGCGAAGUAGCUACUCCCGCGCAACCCACGUCGAGUCCGCAGAAGACCCCAGUCAAAAACUCUCCCUCAUCCCCUCAGAGCCUCAAGGAAUCCAACAACAAGGUGAAAAAGGAUAAGGAAGGAAAGAAGAAGAGCAGAAACAAGGAAGAUUUAUUGAACGAUCCGUCAGUAUUGAUCGAAGGUGUCCUGUUCCGUGCGAGGUAUUUGGGAUCCACGCAACUGGUAUGCGAGGGUCAACCGACGAAGUCAACUCGAAUGUGUCAAGCAGAGGAAGCCGUUUCCAGAAUAAAGGAUGAUGGGCCGAUGCAGGCAACGCUCUUAAACUAUGGGGGGCAGCAUGGGUAUGGUCGCUGCAGCAUUGCCUCGCAAGGAAGCCUAGAGGAAGACGAAUGCGACUCGAGCGAAGAACUUAUAGGAAGCGCUUCUGGUGGGGGCCAGUCCGAGUCGCACGCGCUUGGGGCCCACCAGCCGAAACUGGCCCCGAUCAGUGGCUGCUUGGGGCCCACGACCGUUUUCAGACUACAAUUUCUCGGGUCGGUGGAGGUGGAAGAGGAAGGGGGACGUAAACGGCGUAAGCGCCUUAAGAACCACAUGGUGGAGGAGGCUGUGACAAAGAUAAAGGCAUUGGCACCGGACGGUGAUACUCAGCCAAGUACGGAAGUAGAUCUCUUCAUAUCGACGGAAAAAAUUAUGGUUCUCAACACCGAUUUGAAAGAGAUCAUGAUGGAUCACGCGUUGCGCACUAUUUCGUACAUCGCGGAUAUCGGUGAUCUAGUGGUGUUAAUGGCGCGACGACGCUUUGUGCCGCACGAAAUGGAGGAAGUACCGAAAAUUAAUCGUACUCCGAAGAUGAUCUGUCACGUUUUCGAAAGUGAGGAAGCUCAAUUUAUAGCACAAAGUAUCGGACAAGCGUUCCAAGUAGCUUAUAUGGAGUUCCUAAAGGCGAAUGGGAUAGAAGACCAUAGUUUUGUUAAGGAAAUGGAUUACCAAGAAGUGCUCAAUUCGCAAGAGAUAUUCGGUGACGAGUUGCAGAUGUUUGCAAAGAAAGAAAUGCAGAAAGAGGUAGUGGUACCGAAAGCAAAGGGAGAGAUCCUCGGUGUUGUAAUCGUUGAAUCGGGAUGGGGCUCGAUGCUGCCAACCGUAGUUAUAGCAAAUCUGGCGCCGGCUGGUGCCGCUGCUCGUUGCGGACAGCUUAAUAUUGGCGAUCAGAUAAUAGCGAUUAACGGUGUAUCAUUGGUCGGCUUGCCUUUGUCCACGUGUCAGACUUAUAUAAAGAACUCGAAGAAUCAGACGGUCGUCAAGCUGACUGUCGUCCCGUGUGCACCGGUCGUCGAAGUGAAAAUCAAGAGACCUGACACCAAGUAUCAGUUAGGAUUUAGUGUACAGAACGGAGUGAUAUGUAGUCUAUUGAGAGGCGGUAUCGCCGAAAGGGGUGGAGUUCGGGUUGGUCAUAGGAUAAUUGAGAUCAAUAAUCAGAGCGUUGUCGCUGUACCGCAUGAAAAGAUUGUUAAUCUUCUGGCUACAUCAGUGGGAGAGAUUUUGAUGAAAACGAUGCCCACGUCGAUGUUUAGACUAUUAACCGGCCAGGAGUCACCGGUGUACAUAUAAAAGCGUUCAGUUGCCCGGCUGAUGCGUAGUGAACAGACAAUACAUCCGCCAUCCACUACCGUACACUAUCCGCUCUACUACCUUUACUGUACAGAUUAUUCUACGCAAGUCUAUGCUUUGUGUUUCGAUUCUUAUUGGGACAAUUCGAUACAUUCACCAGCUCCUGCUUAGUAAACAAGAUUACAUAGGUACGUCGCAGAAAUGUUAUUAAAUAUUUACUCAAGCAUAAUUUAUAUGAUUAUCAUAAGAGAUAUAUAUAUAUAUAUACAUAUAAUACUAUUUAAUGAGAUUCUCUAUAACAUAAAUAUGUUUUCCUGAGAUUUAGAGCGAGAGAUAUCUUUCUCAAUAUUUCUUAUAUACAUAAUAUCGGCGUUUAUUACAUAUUAUUCUGAAUAAUAUAUAUAAAAACUGCGACAAAAUUGUCAUAAUUUUGACUUGUUCACGAAUGAGUAAAGCGAUAGAAAAAUAUUUUUCUUUUAAAUUUUUAGUAUAUAACAUACUCUGUGUUACAGAGAAUCGCAUUAUUAGCGCCAAGGAAGAUGAUAGGUGAUGCAAACAAUGCAGUUGCACAUGAUUAUAAAUAGCACAAAGCUCUUUACCAACAGCUGGAGCAGGGCUGGAACUGUAUAUUAUGUAGUUUAAUGACAUAGUAAUAUUUAUAAAAAGAAUCUCCCUCUCUAUCUCUCGUGUGGGAGAUACUUUAAGAGCUGAAGCGUUUUAUUUAAUCUUUUUUAUCUUUAAAAGGCCGGCGAAUACUUGCGGCUUGGUGCCCAGCAAUCUUAAUUUGUACUAAAAUUACUAUCUAUUGUAGUAAACUUGGGAUGCGUAAAUCUCGUGAUAAAUAACGAUAUAGUAAUUAUAAAGAAGAGGGCAGUAAACAAGGAUCUUUUUUUUAACGAGUAAUUCGUUUUACAAUAUAUCAAGAUGACUUUUUGCAAGUGAUUCAUGCGUAUAUCGAAAAAGAGAAAAAGAUUAUUUAUUAAGUAGAUCUUGUAUGCCUAUGUACUACUUGAUUGACGCUAUUCUAUAAUGCUCAGCCGUAUCGACAAUGAAACUAUAAUGUGUAGCACACUCACUGCGUGAUAUUAUUUUUCGACAUUUGAAAAUUCUUCGAUUUGUAUAAUAAUCCUCAACUGUAGCGGGAUUCAGUUACUUGCUAUCAAGAAUUUUCGGUAUCGUUAACUAGCGUCAGCCAAUGGCAAAAGCAAUCGUGGUGAAAAGUGCAACUCUCAUAGGCUAUUGCUCGCUAACGACACUGAUAAUCAUUGCUAAGAUAUUAGAGAAUCCUGCUACUGAUUACCGUUCACAAAAAAUUGGACAAAUUAAAAAAAAAAAGAAAAAAAA
Messenger RNA from Formica exsecta, 6158 nucleotides. RefSeq lists its product as uncharacterized. Bases 150 to 4814 code for a protein of 1554 amino acids. NCBI's taxonomy places the organism in Eukaryota, Metazoa, Arthropoda, Insecta, Hymenoptera, Formicidae. Gene Ontology annotation, cellular component: dendritic spine; cytoplasm; plasma membrane. The transcript has 18 exons. Gene Ontology annotation, biological process: chemical synaptic transmission. The record is from RefSeq and is a predicted model, not a curated record. Gene Ontology annotation, molecular function: protein binding.